Exophiala bonariae is the source of this 2640-nucleotide messenger RNA. RefSeq lists its product as uncharacterized. NCBI's taxonomy places the organism in Eukaryota, Fungi, Ascomycota, Eurotiomycetes, Chaetothyriales, Herpotrichiellaceae. Gene Ontology annotation, biological process: cytoplasmic microtubule organization; spindle assembly; microtubule nucleation. The record is from RefSeq and is a predicted model, not a curated record. Gene Ontology annotation, molecular function: gamma-tubulin binding; microtubule minus-end binding. The coding region runs from base 1 to 2640 and encodes 879 amino acids. The transcript has a single exon. Gene Ontology annotation, cellular component: equatorial microtubule organizing center; centrosome; mitotic spindle pole body.
AUGGCUUCUUCGACCACCAUAAACACUUGGAUGGACAGUCUUGUGGCGUCCCUUCUGCCACCAUCAACCCCGCCGACGGAUGCUCGCAAGUAUAAAGAAAAUUUUAUGCGUCAGGCUAAGACACACACCUAUGGGCGGACUAACCAAUUCAGCGUCAUUGAGAGGCUUAACGGACUUGAAGAGAAACUCCAGGUGCAAAACCUCGAUGAUGUUGCCCAGGAACUGUACUCGCGCCGCAUGAAGCUCAAUAUCGCUGAGGAUAGAUGGCUGCCCGACGUGCUAGAUCUACUCCUGCAUCUCUCUGUGGCCCCCGUCAAGUAUAGCCGUGUCAGCAAUCUUGAAAGGAUCAAACCAAAACCUCAAAUCCCACCCGCCUUGACCUGGAAAGAUAUCGAGGCAAUCGAUCCAAUUGACCGUGAGGAUGAUAUCUGGAACAUACCAGACUAUAGCGACUUCAGCUCGGAGGAGGAUGAAGUCAUUGUCUCCAGUACGAGCGCAUCCCCUGUUCCCGCAAAGGAAAGUCGCUCAAUAAAUCCUGCAAUAUCAAGGACGAUAGAAGUCGGACCAAGGGAGGAGACAUCUUCAAUAGCCGGCUUUGCUUCUUCCCAAUUCUGGAACAAGUCAGGAUUCUCCAUCACAACAACCGAGCAACAAACAAUUCGAGAGGUUCUCAUGAUGCUUAGUGGAUUUCCUACCUCAAUGUUCAACGUGUAUGGCAAUGAACUGAAGCCAGAUCCCCGUUACCGUCUCCGUAACGUCGAGGUCGAGACGUCCUCUCGGUUCUUAUCCCAAGCCGCAGAACUUGGUUCUACUGUGCGUUCUGUCAUGCUCUGGGUUGGUAAAGCACGAACUGAGAGGGUCAUGCUUAUUAUCGAAAAUCACUUCCGUGAUACUCUGAUACAGUUCCAUCACUUCAUCAACGAUCUGCAAAUGGGUGUCUCGAAUGGUGACGAUCCCAAUGGGAUUGCCACUUUGCUGGAACUAUUGCAUCGCAUCAAUGAAGCCAGCGCGCCAUUAAAAUCAAUAUCUACCUUGCUCCUACGUCUACCACCAGAUGAGCCAGUCACCGCCCUCAAUAUAUUGUACAGACAUGUCGACCUGGCAUACUCAUGUUGCGACCAACCAACCAUAAGCAUCAUUCUUCCUGUUUUCAACGCAGCAUUUGAAGCAUAUGCUGCCCCAAUUGACACAUGGAUACAGACCGGCGUUUUGGAUCAGAAGGUGAACACCUUCAUAUCUAAGGCUGCUGCCCUGAAAAAUCCCGCAAGCCUUUGGCACGAUUGGUUCUCUCUGGUACCCGAAAAAGAUAGGCUUAUACCAGUAUUUCUCAAACAAUACGCGUCAAAGAUAUUCAACGCAGGCAAGACGGCGGCAUUUUCCCGAUACCUCGAUCAAUCCAAGAAACACGACGCUGAUGCCGCCCAGCUUGGGAUUGCAAAACUCGCGCAUGACGCAUUAAACAUGACAAAAGGCUUGCCAGUCCCAUUUACUACUUCGUUUGAAACGUUGAUUGAAACUCGGCUGUCGUGUAUCCUCCUCAAUGCUACAAACUUUUUGAAGGGGUUGCUAGAAGAACAAUGUGGACUUUCUUGCCUCCUCGAUGCAUUUCAGUACAUUUAUCUCGGCAGCAACGGUGCAGUACUAAGCACCUGGGAAGCGCGAAUGUUUGACCAGAUCGACAAAUGUGUAGAGAUCUGGAACGAUCGCUUUCUCGUGGUGGAUACGCUUGCCGAAGCCUUCGUUGACAUCAAGUGCAUUGAUCCAGAACUCCUCAGUGUACAAUCUAAAUAUACUUCCUCACGCACCAUGGAGAGUCGGCGUCGCUCAGUGAAGAUAUUGAGUGCCUUGACAAUAUCCUAUGACUUCUCUUGGGCUAUUGCGAAUAUCAUUCUUCCUGACACAAUCAAUUCCUACCAACGAGUUUCACUUGUCCUCGGUCAGAUUCGGCGAGCAAGAUUCCUACUCGAAAGGCGUGCAUAUUUUUGUGUACAGAACAUCCCGCUAACCGGAGAUUCAACUGUUCAGAAUGCUGCACGAGCUAUGUGCUUUACAAUGUCUCUCUUUGUCAACAUUGUCUAUGAUCACUUCACAAGCUGUACGAUAUCUUCAAUGAGCGAGAAUAUGCGGAAUAAACUAGAAGGAACUGUUGACGAGAUGAUUUUUAUUCACACUGAGUAUACCAAACUGCUCGAGCUAGCUUGCCUGUGCGGUCAACGCAUCAAACCUCUUCACGACAGUCUACUGGCCAUACUGGAUCUCUGCCUACGAUUUACAGACAUCGUUUCGUCGUCCUUGACGACGGCCAACCAUCCUUCUAAGGAUUUCGAAGCAUCUUCCUUUAUCUCGGCCCGAAGUCAACGCAGAAAGAAAAGGAAAACCGAUGUAGAAUCGACUAGUGAUUCUGACGAGGAGGACGAAGAUGAAAUGGGGGAGGGAUAUUCUACUUUCAUUCUCGAUGAGGACACGUCAAUAGCAGAUGAGAUCGCCAACAUCAAGCAGGCAUUCACGGAACAUGUGACCUUCCUGAUGGCUGGGCUCAGAGGCGUGGCUAGAAGCUCUGGAGAAGUUGGUGAUCUACUUGAGUUGCUUGCGGAUUCCUUGGAGUGUCUCUUCCCACAAAGGCGGAUUGGAAUGUAUUGA